AUGUCAUUCACAGGAACUUUGGACAAAUGCAAGGCUUGUGACAAAACUGUUUAUGUGGUUGAUUUGUUAACUCUUGAAGGUAUACCUUACCAUAAAAACUGCUUCAGAUGCACUCACUGCAAGGGUUAUCUUACGAUGAGUACCUAUUCCUCAAUGGAUGGUGUCCUGUAUUGCAAGACACACUUUGAACAGCUUUUCAAGGAAUCUGGAAAUUUUAGUAAGAACUUUCAAACAGCAAAGCCUUCUGAAAAAUCAAAUGAUGGGAACAAGGCUCCAAGUAGACUCUCAUCCAUGUUUAGUGGAACUCUAGACAAAUGCUCCGUUUGUGGAAAAACAGUGUAUCCACUGGAGAAGAUGUCGCUGGAAGGAGAGUGCUAUCACAAGACAUGCUUUAGGUGUGCUCAUGCAGGUUGUCCUCUGACACACUCCAACUAUGCUGCCCUUGAUGGUGUCCUGUAUUGCAAGCACCAUUUCCAGCAGCUCUUCAUGGAGAAGGGUAACUACAACCAUGUACUCCAGGCUGCUAAGGACAAAAAGGUCAAUGCCACUCCACCUUCUGAACAAGCCGAUGCUGAAGAUGGCGAGAAGCCGGAGUUUUGA
This is a messenger RNA of Arachis stenosperma, 600 nucleotides long. Its product is annotated as LIM domain-containing protein PLIM2c-like. The record is from RefSeq and is a predicted model, not a curated record. Gene Ontology annotation, cellular component: plasma membrane; actin cytoskeleton. NCBI's taxonomy places the organism in Eukaryota, Viridiplantae, Streptophyta, Magnoliopsida, Fabales, Fabaceae. Gene Ontology annotation, molecular function: actin filament binding. Gene Ontology annotation, biological process: actin filament bundle assembly. The transcript is spliced from 6 exons. Bases 1 to 600 code for a protein of 199 amino acids.